This is a messenger RNA of Meira miltonrushii, 2049 nucleotides long. RefSeq lists its product as uncharacterized. The record is from RefSeq and is a predicted model, not a curated record. Bases 1 to 2049 code for a protein of 682 amino acids. NCBI's taxonomy places the organism in Eukaryota, Fungi, Basidiomycota, Exobasidiomycetes, Exobasidiales, Brachybasidiaceae. The transcript is spliced from 4 exons.
AUGUUCAACAACGUAGCAUCCGAUACAGUGGCUUUCCUUUUGCAAAGAUUGCCUUUUGUUGCUCAUGUUGGAAUGCUGGUUUUGAGCGCAAUCGGUCCAUUCUUUGCUCCUCAUAUGUUGGCAUUCUGUGUCGUUUUCACACAUAUCGUCUUCUUUGUUUGUCAAUCAAGAACUGCUUAUGGUAUUUAUCGUGCUUGGGUUGGCGUUCGUGCUCAUUCUCAACGUGAUUGGGUUGAAUAUUUUGAACACGAAAGAGCAUCUCUAGAAGCAUGUGAUCGUGCUCAGCACAUUCUACCACUGGAAGACGUUCAACAUGUGAUCAUCUUACCCGCAUACAAGGAAGAAAUGGCAACUUUACGCGAAACGCUGGACGUUUUGGCUUCUCAUCCUUUGGCUAAAACAAUGUAUCACGUUUGUUUGGGAAUGGAAGAACGUGAAGAUGGAGCAGCAAUCAAAGCACAAAUGUUGAGCGAUGCUUAUCGUGCAAAAGGAAGAUUUGCCGAUAUCACAUAUUCCAUUCAUCCCGGUAACAUUGUAGGUGAAUCAGCCGGAAAAUCAUCAAAUGUCAACUGGGCCGCUCGUCAUAUGGCACAUCGUCGUGGUAUUUCCUCUUUACGCGGUAUUUACACAGUCAUGGAUGCAGAUACAGCAUUUGCUUCUGAUUUCUUUUUGGCAUCUGCCGUUCAUUUCAGUUUGGCAACUCCUGCCAUCCGUAGAAGGAUGAUGUUCGUUCCACCAACUUUGUUCGAUCGUAAUGGCCGUGAAGUUCCGGUUUUCACUCGUGUUACCGACAUUUUCUGGUCUUGUGCAGGUAUUGGAGGUAUUUAUCCUUCCAGCUCAGUCAAAAUCCCAACAAGUGCAUACGGAACAAGUAUGGAAUUGGCAAGAUUUUGUGAUUUCUGGGACGCAGGACCAGAAGCAAUUGGUGAAGAUUUGCAUUACUACUGUAAAGCAAUGUUUGAAACAAAAGGAAAUGUUCACGCUGUUACAAUCUAUUCUCCUGCUUCUCAAAUGAACGUUGUCGGCAAAGGCGGCUCUAAUUCAGUUACUAACUACGUAAACGAUAUGAACGCUCGUUGGACACAAGCCGUUCGUCAUAUGUGGGGAAGCUUGGAUUUCGGUUAUUGCUGGCAUAGAAUCAUUAUGGGUCGUUUUGGACGCUCUGCACCGCAUGCUGCAACUUCAAGUCGUACACCUUCUCCCAGCGUUACAGCAACAACGGACGCAACUGAUGAUACCGAUAUCACCCAUAUCAAUUUGCACACACCAAAUCGCAAGAUCACUCAAUUUGACAGCAUGCAAUAUGCUCAAUCAAAACAUUUGCCUACUCUUAACGUCAAAGGCAUUGAUGAUACCACAAGAGCACAUGCAACUCUUUUGAGCAGUACAGAUGGCGAAGAGAUCGAAUCACAAGUACAAGAUGCAUACGAUGAACAAAGUGAUGCUGAAAAGUUGCGAAUUUUCCCAUUGAUUGUGCUAAUGACACGUCUUUAUGAAGCUCAUUUGAUGAUCGCACAAGUUACAUUGUACGGAUUUUUCCUAGCCAUCUAUCCAAGCGUGAUUUACAGAAAUGCCGAUACGCCUCCUGGACUACAACCAAGCUGGAUGAUGCCAACGAUCUUAAUGUGCGCAACAAAAGCAGCACAUUUGUUCGGUGGAAUGGGUAUUGCUGCCACUGUUUUGAUGUGCAUCUUCCAUGAUUGUUAUCAUGCAGCCGCAACACGAAGAUGGGCAUCUUCUGAUCAAUUAUAUCUUCCUUCUCGUUAUUUGGGCACAAGACCUUAUCAAAAUUUUGCACGUGCUUGGCCUGCUGCUUUGUUGGACUUCUGUGCCGUUCCUGCUGCAAUCAUGUAUGGACUUGCACCUCUCCUUUGGGCACAAAUGAAUCAUGUCUUUACCAACAAACUGACAUAUACCGUAAGUGCAAAGAGUAAAUCCAUCGUAAUCGUUCCAACGAUUCAUGGUUCAAGAGCAAGUUUAGAUCGUAUCAGAGGUCAGUCUGUCGAAUUGUCAAGGUUAAUGACGGAUGAAAAGUCAGUUCGGAAUUAA